Dreissena polymorpha is the source of this 486-nucleotide messenger RNA. RefSeq lists its product as uncharacterized. The coding region runs from base 12 to 452 and encodes 146 amino acids. NCBI's taxonomy places the organism in Eukaryota, Metazoa, Mollusca, Bivalvia, Myida, Dreissenidae. The record is from RefSeq and is a predicted model, not a curated record. The transcript has 4 exons.
UUCAGUUGCAAAUGCCUCCCGAUGUUCCAUAUCGUUUUAUAUUCCUGGGAGUUGGCUUUAUUAACCUGUUACUAUGCCUUCUUCUUGAGACGUUUGUCCUGGACAGCCAUUUUAUGACUGUUACGGUACAAAAUAAGCUGGAAAGAAUUCUACCCGGGGCACGCCCAAGAUACGAAGAGGUUGAAAGCUUGCUCCAAGCCAAUAGUACGUGGCCGCCUGUGACGUCCGAGGACCUCGCCAGCACAUUCCAGCGUCUGGACAGCGCGUAUCAGUCUAGAAGCACCCUCAACGAGAUGGACAAUCUUUCAUUGUCGGGCAGCGAGUCGGGCAGUAUUCGCCUUACAGCGUCGACCGGAAAACAAAGAACUAGAUUGGACAACGGGAUUCUAUCUGGAGUGGACAAUCCGACAUAUCGCGGGGACGAACACAGCAACGAAUCGACCCGGCUGUAAUCCCUGACGUGUAGGUGACGAACACAACAAGAAG